This is a messenger RNA of Jaculus jaculus (lesser Egyptian jerboa), 844 nucleotides long. It is a transcript of the gene Cib1, whose product is annotated as calcium and integrin binding 1. Bases 73 to 648 code for a protein of 191 amino acids. The record is from RefSeq and is a predicted model, not a curated record. Lineage: Eukaryota; Metazoa; Chordata; Mammalia; Rodentia; Dipodidae. The transcript has 7 exons. Gene Ontology annotation, molecular function: calcium ion binding.
GGAAGCGACCCGAGGGCGGAAGUGAGAAAGUUUGACGGCGUCCCGGGGAAGAGUUGUGCUCGAGACGCGGCGAUGGGGGGCUCGGGCAGCCGCCUGUCCAAGGAGCUGCUGGCCGAGUACCAGGACCUGACGUUCCUGACCAAGCCGGAGAUCCUCCUAGCCCACAAAAGGUUCUGUGAGUUGCUUCCCCAGGAACAUCGAAGUGUGGAGGAGUCACUGCAGGCACGAGUGUCCUUCGAGUCCAUCCUCAGCCUUCCAGAGCUCAAGGCCAACCCUUUCAAGGAACGUAUCUGCCGAGUUUUCUCCACAUCCCCUACCAGAGACAGCCUGAGCUUUGAAGACUUCCUGGACCUCCUGAGUGUCUUCAGUGACACAGCAACUCCAGACAUCAAGUCACACUAUGCCUUCCGCAUUUUUGACUUUGAUGAUGAUGGAACCCUGGACAGAGAAGACCUGAGUCAGCUUGUCAACUGCCUCACAGGAGAGGGUGAAGACACUCGGCUCAGUGCUUCAGAGAUGAAGCAGCUCAUUGACAAUAUCCUGGAAGAAUCAGACAUCGACAGAGAUGGGACCAUCAAUCUCUCUGAGUUCCAGCAUGUCAUCUCCCGUUCACCAGACUUUGCCAGCUCCUUUAAGAUUGUCCUGUGAUGGCUGUGUGGGUGCCAGCACCCUGUCUAAGACCGUUCCACUGCUGGGCUGUGGCCAAGGUUAUGCCUGAGAUGUCAGGGUCCACCCUGCUGGCCGGCCUGGAGCAGGCACUGCGUGAGUCCAGCCCCAGGAGGACCUUCCCCCUUCCUACUGCUGUUGUUUUUACUAAUCAGUAAUAAAGGUUUAGAUGUUUUGA